AUGCCUCUGACCUCAAAAUAUCUCUCACAGAUGCCUACAGCAGACAACUCGGUUUCUUUUUCCAUACUACCGUCCCCUUUUCAAACAGUGCUUCACAUUAACAACACACAACUACAGCAGGCCUUCCAAAGGGUUGGAGAAAUCGACACUGAUGUAAGAAACUCUGCAGUGAAUCGGACGCUGAUCACAAACAUUACCAAACAACAAAAAUCAGAAUACUCAAGUAUUAUAGCAGAUUUAAUUCCGUUGUAUGCAAAAAUCAAUCGUCUAAUUCCAUUGCAUUACAUAAUUACUAAGAAUAGUGAUACAGCAGCAAGGAAUUUUAUAACAAUGGUAACAAAAAAACAGCAGUAUUGUAUUGGAGAUAAAUAUUUAAUUCAACAACAGUUCAUAUCACUACCUGAAGAGCGAUAUUUUUUAACAAUUGAAGAACUACAGAAACAUAAGGAGUUGCUCCAGGAGCUCGAGAAAUGUGAAUGUGCUGUGGAAAAGCUGCAGAAUUCGGGCGGGCUUGCUUCAAUUAACAUUCUAUUUGAUACGAAGAAGGUUUUCGAUUCAGAAACACUGGAUCAAAUAAGACAAGAUGACGCGACCAGCCACCAAUUUUCAUCACCUCCACUGAAGUAUGGUGCUGGCACUCUUGCAAAGUUUCUUUCUUUAGUUAAAGAUGAUUCGUUGGAUGAUCUUACGAGCCGCGUAGGUGAUAUAAUUCUUCCAAAAAAGAAUGUAAACGAUCCAUUAGCAAAAGGGUUAAACCGAUCUCAAAUAUAA
Messenger RNA from Acaulospora morrowiae, 771 nucleotides. The record is from the annotation of a GenBank genome assembly. NCBI's taxonomy places the organism in Eukaryota, Fungi, Glomeromycota, Glomeromycetes, Diversisporales, Acaulosporaceae.